Molecule: messenger RNA, 3961 nt
Organism: Panthera uncia (snow leopard)
Lineage: Eukaryota; Metazoa; Chordata; Mammalia; Carnivora; Felidae
Gene: CD86
Product: CD86 molecule
Exons: 5
Coding region: 1100-1996 (298 amino acids)
Biological process (GO): cell surface receptor signaling pathway; positive regulation of T cell proliferation; immune response
Cellular component (GO): external side of plasma membrane
Source: RefSeq, a predicted model, not a curated record
CUAUUGGAUAAGAAAUAGUUGUGCAUCUUCUCCUGGGCAUUGGUUUGUUGUAUCUUAAUUAGAUCUGUAGAUUAAUUCACCAAUUAGGUUUUCAUUUUCACUUUGGUAAAAAGUUAUAGGCCAAACUUAUGACUUGAACCAUGCAGGAUGAGCAGAUUUCUAUGGUAAACAUUUAGCAUUGGGCUUGUACAAGGCUCCGUUUUUCAUUCUUGCAUUUGUUUUGCUUUUCAACUGUUUCUAAUUUUGGUCAUUCUCCCCUAUUCUAUGCUUCCCUGUAAGCCAUUCUGAACAGCUUUUUUGUCUAAGUUGGGGUAAAUGGGUGAGUAAAGAAAGAGGGAGGGUGGAGAGGAAGAAAGAGAUGAGAGUAUAAAGCAAUGCCUAUUGUUUUCUUUGGCUCCAUCAUGUUCUCAAAGAGGGGUCCUUAGACCAGCAGCAGCAGCAUCACCUCUGAGUUCAUUAGACAUGGGUUUCACCCUGCCUAGUAAUUCAGAAUCUCUAUGGACAAGGCCCAAAUAACUACUUUAACAUGAUCUGCUAGAUGAUUUUUAUGCACAUUAAAGUUCGAGAAUCACAGGGAAACCAAAGGCAAGUUGAUUGCUAAACAUACUCUUUAUUUGUCCCAUCAAACCCAUUGUAUUGGUCAAGAUAAGUAAUGCUAAUUACUCCAAUAAAUAAUCCCCAAAAUUUCAUUAGCUUAACACAAUAAAAGUUUAUGUUUUGCUCAUGCUACAGUCCAAUAUUGAUCACUUUAGGGUGGAAAGAGCUGUUUCAUUAAUUUGUUCACUAAACCAGUUCCUUUCAUAGUGAGGCUUUGCCAUCCUCUGGGGCCUUGGAUUCUUCCUCUGGAUUCUUUGCAUCUAAGAAGGCAGGAGAGGGAACAAAGAGAGAGGAAGCUUUGUUGGCAGGUCUGGAAGCAACACCAGUCUUUUCUGCCUACUAUUCCCCUGGCUAGAACCCCAAUCACGUGGCCCACCUAAUUGCAGGGGAGGCUGGGAUGUAGGGCAUAUCUGUGGAGCCAGGAGGAAAAGGAAAUAGCUUUGGUGAAUACAUAGCAUGGUCUCUGCCACAUCCAUGGGCCUAAGUGAAUCUUAAACUCCACAUGUCAUGUUUUGAUAUUCAGUGUCAUUUGCUAAUCAAAUUUUAUCUUUUCUUUUUUAACUCUAGCACUAUGGGACUGAGUCGCACUCUCCUUGUGAUGGCCCUCCUGCUCUCUGGUGUUUCUUCCAUGAAGAGUCAAGCAUAUUUCAACAAGACUGGAGAACUGCCAUGCCAUUUUACAAACUCUCAAAACAUAAGCCUGGAUGAGCUGGUAGUAUUUUGGCAGGACCAGGAUAAGCUGGUUCUGUAUGAGCUAUUCAGAGGCAAAGAGAACCCUCAAAAUGUUCAUCUCAAAUAUAAGGGCCGUACAAGCUUUGACAAGGACAACUGGACCCUGAGACUCCACAAUGUUCAGAUCAAGGACAAGGGCACAUAUCACUGUUUCAUUCAUUAUAAAGGGCCCAAAGGACUAGUUCCCAUGCACCAAAUGAGUUCUGACCUAUCAGUGCUUGCUAACUUCAGUCAACCUGAAAUAACAGUAACUUCUAAUAGAACAGAAAAUUCUGGCAUCAUAAAUUUGACCUGCUCAUCUAUACAAGGUUACCCAGAACCUAAGGAGAUGUAUUUUCAGCUAAACACUGAGAAUUCAACUACUAAGUAUGAUACUGUCAUGAAGAAAUCUCAAAAUAAUGUGACAGAACUGUACAACGUUUCUAUCAGCUUGCCUUUUUCAGUCCCUGAAGCACACAAUGUGAGCGUCUUUUGUGCCCUGAAACUGGAGACACUGGAGAUGCUGCUCUCCCUACCUUUCAAUAUAGAAACCAUCAAAGGGGAGAGAAAAGAGAGCAAACAGACCAACGAAAGAGUACCAUACCAUGUACCUGAGAGAUCUGAUGAAGCCCAGUGUGUUAACAUUUUGAAGACAGCCUCAGGCGACAAAAGUACUACACAUUUUUAAUUAAAGAAUAAAGUCCAUAUAACUGUCCAUUGUUUAUAUGCCUUUCACUUCAAGUUUUGGGCUUACCUUUUCCUUGUCUAUUAAUAUUAUUAUUACCAUUAAUAAUAGUGGAGGUUCCAGGACUCCAUCUGAGAAAGCCACUCUGUAAUGCCAGCUCUGCUCCCUACCUCAGGAGCAGACCUUAACUGCUUCUUUUCAUUUCAGAGCAAAUUUGUGUGCCAAGCUCACCUGACUGGCUCCUGGCUCAGGAAUAAUGUUUAAGACUAACACCUCCUGUUUCACAUUCAGCCUUCUUUUCUUAAUUUUAUAAAUUGUGUUUUAUGUAGAACUCCCAAUUACUGGAAUAAUGGCUUUUAUCUAUGAUAAUUCUAAGGUAGUGCCUCAUUCUAUCUUGUAUAUUUGUGACUGAAUAACUACCUCUUCAGUCGUGUGGGAGUUAUAUAUUUUAUGGCUUUUAUAGUAUUGCUAUUAAUAUCUUGAAACAUAAAGAGAUGUGUACUAUAAUAAUGUAAUUACUAUGCCCUGAGAAAAUCACUGCUGAGGAGCUCUUGUCCCUCUGUGAAGAUCAGUAGGAAAAUGGUGGCUUGGCGUGCUGACAAUGAUGAGCAGACCAACUCAAAAUUUGGAAAAUUAAGAACAAUGAAGAUGGAAUCAGCUCUGGAUCCUGGAUCCACUUCUAUCUGGGCCCUUGCUAACCUGAGAAGGAUCCGCCUGCGGAACAAGCUAUAGAUAAGCCUUAGCAGAGAACACUGGGUCAAGCACUGCGCGUUGUGAACCUACUUCUCUUCUUGAAAGAAAUGACUGAGAUGAUGGUCCAGGGCAACUAUGCAAGAGCCAACUGAGAGAUCACAACACUCAAAAGAGAAAAAAAAUGAAAGAUCUUGACAACAGAGAUGCACAUGAAUGUCCUGUCUGUCCAGUCCUCUGACAAACCUUGGGAUUAGCAACAGGUGGACAGUCUGUCCAAAAGGACUUAAAACAGACAGCAGCUUCCAUGGUGGUUGGUGAGAAGUUUGGAUAAUAAUCAAGUUAUUGUGAUGUUUCAUCUGGCUGCAGGCAGAGCUGGGGAGGAAGAGCUAUCUAUCAUCUUGAUAAUGGGAUAAAUGGAAGGAAGCUUAGGACUCUUUCAACUUACUUCUGAGACACAAAGAGCUAGAGUGGAAUCAGGAGGACCAAGAUGUAAAUAAUCUAGAGGCCAACUUAGCUGGCAGGUGCCCUAGGGAGAGAUCAGCUGGCCAAGAGCAGGGCUGGCAAAUUUAUAUCUGAGGACUGUCUAUAUGUCAUUAUAAAUGAUGGGGAAACUGGGUACACGAGAGGACUAUACUAGCCCAGUAGAGAUGAGUCAGAUGACCCUGGCUCUAAAGCAGCAUCACUAAGGGACGAGGCAGCCUCAGUCCAAACCAAGAGAGAACUUUGGGAGGCCCAACCCACAGAAAUAUUUCUUCUUAUUCUACAUAAAGGAAUCUAGAAGGUUGUAGACAGCUGUACUAGCCAUGCUUGUCCUUGUAAUAUUACCAUUUGUGUGUUCUUCCCUGCAUUUGCUUCAUUAGGCCAUAAGCAUCUUGUUAGUUUCUAACAUGUUUCGUAUAGUGAGUUCUUAAUAAAUUUUUCUUAAAUUGAUUUAAAAGUCUCCAUUUUCUGCUUCUACUUCAAUGGUACUACUUAACCUUUGUAGUCUGAUAUUACUUCCUCUGUCUUCCUAAUGUACUUUCUCCCUCUUAAUGUCUCUAUGGAAGCCUCAUUCUCCAGUCACCCUGGCUAAUGGCCUCUGACUCAUCCCAAACCCUCCUCUUCCCCUUUCCCCAACCAUUGUAUAAGAAAAGGGGGCUUAUAUGAUUCUAUAUGUUUAUCUCAGUCAUGAGACAUAAAAAAUCAAGUAAGGGAGGUUCUUUCUGAGGACAACGGGGAAGUUUGGAGUUAGGGAAGGGAUACUUGGUUUUCAGUUUGUAACUUUUAUAUUCUGUA